ACCCCGAACCACAGCAACGCCAUCUUGACAGAAGCCUCAAAAUGGCAGAAAGAUGUCAGCUCGAAACCGAGUCCACACUAAAACCCCGGGUCUACGGUGUAUAAAACUGGAAUUGUCACUUUUUCUCAAACGCGUGGUUAUGGGAUCGGCGUUCAGCGGCGCCGCACAACGUCUGUAAACAUGGAUAUAACGGCGGCGGUGUUCAACGCGGCCAGAGAUGGUAAGCUGAAACUUCUCCAGAAGUUGAUGAGCAACAAAACUCCCGAGGAGUUGGAGGCUCUGGCGGGGGAGAAAACCCAGGGGGGCACGGCUCUGCUGAUAGCCUCGCGGUACGGACACGUCGAGGUGGUGGACUACCUGCUGGAGCAGUGCCGGGCCAGCGUGGAGCUGGGCGGCUCGGUGAACUUCGACGGGGAGACCAUCGAGGGCGCGCCGCCGCUGUGGGCGGCCGCGGCCGCCGGGCACCUGCCCGUGGUCCGCACGCUGCUGCGCCGCGGGGCCGCCGUCAACAACGCCACCCUCACCAACUCCACCCCUCUACGGGCCGCCUGCUUCGACGGACACCUGGAGAUCGUGAAGUACCUGGUGGAGCACCGGGCCGACAUGGAGGUGGCCAACCGCCACGGCCACACCUGCCUCAUGAUCUCCUGCUACAAGGGCCACAAGGACAUCGCCAAGUUCCUGCUGGACCGCGGGGCCGACGUCAACCGCAAGAGCGUGAAGGGGAACACGGCUCUGCACGACUGCGCCGAGUCGGGCAGUCUGGAGAUCAUGAAGAUGCUGCUGAAGUGCAACGCCCGCAUGGAGAAGGACGGCUACGGCAUGACCCCGCUGCUGGCCGCCAGCGUGACGGGCCACACCAAGAUCGUGGAGUAUCUGGCUCACCAGCCCCAGACCUCCAGGGAGGAGAGGGUGGACGCGCUGGAACUGUUGGGGGCUACUUUUGUGGAUAAAAAACGUGAUCUGCUAGGAGCCAUGAGAUACUGGAGAAGAGCCAUGGAGCUGAGGCAGCCCGUUGAUAAGACGGGGUGUCUGGACAAACCUCCACCCGGCCCCCCCAUCUCCGCCUACGGCUGUGCUCAGGAAGUGAGCUCGGCCGAGGAACUGGAAGCUUUGAUCACCGACCCCGAUGAGAUGAGAAUGCAAGCCUUGCUGGUCCGUGAGCGCAUCCUGGGCCCGUCCCACCCAGACACUUCAUUUUACAUCCGCUACAGGGGAGCUGUGUACGCCGACUCGGGGAACUUUGAGCGCUGUAUUAGUCUGUGGAAAUAUGCUUUAGAUAUGCAGCAAAGCAAUUUGGAUCCUCUGAGCCCCAUGACGGCUGCCAGUUUCUUGUCCUUUGCAGAGCUCUUCUCCUUCGUCCUCCAGGACAGGGCUAAAGGCGCCCUGUCAACCAGCAUCACCUUCCAAGACCUGAUGACUGUGCUGGGGAAAAGUUUGAGGGAAAUAGAAAGAGCUGUGGCUCAGAGAGAUAACCCGCCGGAAGCCCCUCAGUUCACCAAGGCCCUUUUCAUCAUCCUCCACCUCAUCUUUCUACUGGAAAAGUUUGAGUGCACCCCCGAGCAGGAGCAUCAGAAGAAGCACACGGUGUACCGGCUGCUGAAGCUCAACCCCAGAGGUCGGAGCGGCUUCACUCCUCUCCACAUGGCCGUAGACAAAGAAACCACGUCCGUCGGCCGCUACCCCGUCGGCCGCUUCCCCUCUCAGGCCGUGGCAACGCUGCUGCUGGAGUGUGGGGCCGAUGUGGAUUCCCGUGACUGUGAGAACAACACGCCGCUGCACAUUGCUGCUAACAAUGGUUGCCCAGAGAUUAUGGCCCUGCUCAUGAAGGCCGGAGGUCAUUUUGACGCCACAAAUGCACAGAGGAAGACGGCCCACGAGCUACUGGACGAGCACAGCAGCGGGAACCCGGCUCUUUACCCGCUUAACUACAUUACCCUUCAGUGCCUGGCAGCUCGUGCAAUCGAGAGGCACAGACUACCUUACAGGGGACUGAUCUCCAAGGAGAUGGAGGCUUUCAUUGAACUGCACUGACUCUCCCUGAAAGGGCACCCCUGCACUUCUCUUUCUGUUCUUACUCAUUCUUUAAACAACUUUUUCUCCAAACCAUUUUUUUUUUCCAUCUCUCUCCACUCCCGGCUGUACCAGCCUUGACCAAACCAGAGCAAUAAUCCUUCGCCCUGCAGGCUUACGUUUGUCACUGACAUCUGGUCAAUCCUUGUUUUACUCUAACAUUAAGUCGCGCAGAAUUUUAAAGUAAUUGGUUUUCCACUACUGUUUAAUAUUGAACAAAACUUUCUCCCAUGACAAAUGGAGAGCUGUGACACGGCCGUGCUUGUGUGUGUUUGUAGGAGGCUCAGAGAUGAGUUUGGGUAUUAUUUAUGUAAAGCAAUCGAUCAAAGUAUCCACACACUGUGCAUGAAAAUGAAGUGUGAAUAUUGUUGCCCACUUCGUGUUUUGCAAAUUUAUUCAGAUAGGACGUUUAUUUGAACAAACUGAAACACUUGCUGGCUACGUUUUCCAGAAAGUGUUUGCUCACCUGUUCACAUAAAACUAUCUGCUGUGUCUCUUUGAUGUUGGAAACAUGUUGAAAUGAUUGUGCCAAACAUUCUGUUACUGACUGUCAACUGAAAGGAAAGUGAAAACAUAUCCUCUUAUAUUUAAGCAGAGAUGAUGACUUAAAACAAGGAAAUUAAACUCCCAACCCAGGGGGUCAGUAAUCCUUUUACAUUUUAGGCUGUGAUACGUUUUGUCAGUCUGGAGAGCCGUUGCUUGAAAGAUUUUGAGACUGAGGAUGAGUGAAAUCAAAUUGACUGUGUAAAAAGGGCGGUACUGUUAUUUGUCGACUACUCCUCAGUCCACACUGGCUUUUCUAACCUAUGCAACUCAUCUCAGUCAGAGGUUUAUCGAGCCAAACAUUCACCGUAUAAACACAUCUUUGGUGUCAACAUUCUGCAGCCGCACAUUUAUUUUACUGACUAUUGACACGAGCUGGUUCAUUCACAAUAAGUUGUCUUUUUUUCUAAUGGAUUCUUCAAGAAUUUCAUCUUAAAUUUCUGCUUCCAUCUAACUGAUGAGUUUCAGACUUCAACCUGAAGCGUGCCUUCAACUCAUUAUUUGGAUGAUCACAUCAGCAGCACAGUUUAAUGUGAAGGAGCCAGCUUCAGAUAUUUAUAGGGUACAAACCCGGCCCAGCCGACUGCAUCGAUCCUAGUCACAGAUUUACAGUUAAAGAUCUCAUAUUGCCUCUGUUCGGAGUGAAUGUUUCACUUUAACCUCAGAUGCAAGUAAAAGAAAUAGAGCAAAUGACUAUGGCAUCUUAGUCUUAUGUUUAACAGACUCUCUUGUUUAUCUUCUGUUAUCAUUAUGUUUUGUCUGUAUGUGCUAAGCACCACCAGGUUGACUGCAUGGUGAGAGGCUCUACACAUCUCGGGUCUCGUGUGAUAUUUGGGCUACAAACUGCUGCUGCCUUUCUUACUCAACCAACUCAUUUCACUGAUGAUAACUGGAGAGCAAAAGUGUGUUGGAUACCUGAAUAAAAUUCAGUGUUACAACAGA
Cololabis saira (Pacific saury) is the source of this 3558-nucleotide messenger RNA. It is a transcript of the gene fem1a, whose product is annotated as fem-1 homolog a. Gene Ontology annotation, molecular function: protein binding. The coding region runs from base 181 to 2034 and encodes 617 amino acids. The transcript has a single exon. NCBI's taxonomy places the organism in Eukaryota, Metazoa, Chordata, Actinopteri, Beloniformes, Belonidae. The record is from RefSeq and is a predicted model, not a curated record.